Messenger RNA from Naegleria gruberi, 315 nucleotides. RefSeq lists its product as uncharacterized. The record is from RefSeq and is a predicted model, not a curated record. The transcript has a single exon. Bases 1 to 315 code for a protein of 104 amino acids. Lineage: Eukaryota; Heterolobosea; Eutetramitea; Acrasida; Naegleriidae.
AUGCCAAAAUCUACAUAUGACUCUGUGGGGGAUAAUGAUUCAUUUACUUUUCAAUUUGAUGAAGAAAAAUUGCAUAUUUUCAGAUUGUUGCCUUCGAGGUUGGAAACUGCCUUGCAUCGAUAUGAGUUAACUUAUCUUUUUGCCUUUUCUUGGAGUUUCUGGAUUUGUGAAGAUGCCAAUACUAAAAUAUCUGGUUCACAUGAGUCAACAACUGAAAAUAUACUUCCAGAAUGUAGAUUACCAGUUGGAAAAAAGUAUUUUGGUGGAUUGACUUUUCGUGUUGAGGAUAUGGAAGUUUUCAAGAUUGAGGAAUAG